CACAGGGAGAUUUUCAUUGAAUAUCAUUGCCUCUGAUUGCACAUCUCCAUUAUUUCUGCAAACAAUCGUUUGGUUAGGAGGAUGAAUUUUCUGCUACGCUCUGCAUCGUCGACGCAACACGCAGUGCCAGAGCAGGAAUCUCCUGCGGCCACAAGCUUUUUACCGAAACCUAGGACAACCUUGGAAAAUCUUAUCGCUGAGGAUACGUAUCCGCGGUAUUCGACGGCUGACGAUCGUGAUGGAGGGACCGAAAGUUUUGAAAUUCAAAAUGGCGGCAGCAUUGAAGGUUUUAGUGAGAACAAUGACUCUCGUGCUGUAGAGAACCACACCGAUGUUUCUGAAGAAGAAGGAUGGAUCACCAUUCCUUGCAAGGAACUCCCUGAUAACUGGUAUGAUGCACCGGAUAUUCAUUCAUUAUGCUCACUGGACCGCUCCUUUGUUUUUCCUGGCGAACAAGUACAUGUCCUUGCAUGCUUGUUAGCAUGUAAGCAGGAUACAGAAAUUAUAACACCAUUUAAAGUUGCUGCUGUGAUGAGUAGAGGUAGAGGACAAAGCCCUGAGAAAAAAAAAGGAAACAAUGAAAACAUAAUGAAUUCAGUGGCUGUAGAUAGGGAAGCAAGUCCUGAUAGGCAAGUUACGAAUAGGAAUGAUGAAAACUCAGCAGAAAAGAAGAUGGAUUUACAAAAAGAUAUUUUAGCCAGUGCAUCAUUGCUUAGAAUGGAAGAUCACAAAAGACAAACUGAAACAUUGUUGCAAAAAUUCAAGGACUCCCAUUUUUUUGUUAGAAUUGCAGAGUCAGGUAAGUCAGUUUGGUCGAAGAAGAGUUCUCCUGAGAUAUCUUUUGAAUUCUCUGGGACAGAUUGUCAAAAGUUUGGCGCAUAUAGAACCAAAAAAGCUAUAAAAACCACGUCUCAUAUCACUGCAGGUAUUGAUAGACAAAAUUUUGAUGCCAAUGCCUGUGGUGGAGUGGCAAGAAAUUUGGUGAAGUGCUGUUCACUUUCUAAUGGGGAUAUAGUGGUGCUUUUACAAGUGAAUGUUGGUGUUGAUUUCUUGAGAGACCCUAUCAUUGAAAUUCUUCAAUUUGAGAAAAAUGGGGAUCAAAAACUGUAUUCUGAGAAGGUGGACGACAACUCAAUGAAUGCAAAGUCUGAUCCAUGUGGAGAAUUACUAAAAUGGUUGCUUCCAUUGGGUAAAACUGUUCCUUCUCCAGCUCGAUCUUUACCUCGUCCUGCUAUGGGUCCUGCUACAGGAAUUGGCAGCAGUCAUCACAAGUCUUCCUCUUCCGGCCCUCAGCUGUUAUCCCAUCUUAGAAGUUAUUCUAUGUCAUCACUUCCUCAAAAUACCACACCUACUGUACCUGUUAAUGCCCAAAGAUCUAACCGAUCCUUUGAUUUUGAUGAUUGGGAUAAAUUCUCGUCUCAGAAACUGACUAAGGAUCAAAGAAAUAAAACUGAAGGGCUUUUAUCUUUUCGGGGUGUAUCAAUGGAGCAAGAAAGAUUCGCUGUUCGUUGUGGACUGGAAGGCAUAUAUGCUCCAGGAAGAAGGUGGAGGAGGAAACUUGAAAUAAUUCAACCUGUUGAAAUUCAUUCUUUUGGUGUUGACUGCAAUACAGAUGACCUUCUUUGUGUUCAGAUAAAGAAUGUUUCUCCUGCACAUACGCCUGAUAUUGUGAUAUAUAUAGAUACUAUAACAAUUGUCUUUGAGGAGGCAGCAAAAUGUGGACCUUCAUCAUCACUGCCAAUUGCAUGUAUCGAAGCUGGAAAUGACCACAGCUUGCCAAAUUUACCACUCAGGAGGGGUGAAGAACACUCUUUCAUUCUAAGACCAGCAUCUUCAUUGUGGACGGAUCACAAAUCUUAUGGUGAAAAAAGUUCUCGAUUGUCAAGUUUGCACCUUCCUUCCAAGACUUCGGAAGGAAAGAUGAGUGCUUCAACUGCUGAUCAUUUUGCAAUUAUGGUAUCUUGUCGGUGCAACUAUACUGAGUCAAGAUUGUUUUUUAAGCAACCAACAACUUGGCGGCCACGCAUCUCAAGGGAUCUCAUGAUCUCUGUUGCAUCUGAAAUGUCAAGACAUUUUUCUGAGCUGAAUGAUAGGAUCACACAGCUUCCAGUCAAGGUCUUAACUCUUCAGGCAUCAAAUUUGACAUCCAAAGAUCUGACUUUGACAGUUCUUGCUCCAACGUCAUCUGCUUCUCCAACAGUGGUGUCCUUGAAUGCUUACCCAUCAUCACCUUUGAGCCCCUUUCUUGGAUUUUCUGAGUUUGCAGGAAAAGUAAAUGAUGAGCGAUGUGGUAAUGCACCGCACGAGCUGAGCUCUGCACCUCUAGCAUCGGAGAAUCUGAAACAGAAUGGUGAUGGUGGAGUUUGGUCUAUGUUGCUUGAUAAACAGUCUUCUACUGUAUCAGACGUCAUACCAAAUACUGGUUUGGGUUGUACACAUUUGUGGUUGCAGAGUAGAAUUCCAUUAGGGUGUGUUCCUUCGCAUUCUACCGCUACCAUCAAGCUUGAGCUGCUUCCAUUGACUGAUGGCAUUAUUACACUUGAUACCUUACAGAUUGAUGUUAAGGAGAAAGGUGUUACCUAUAUCCCAGAGCAAUCACUGAAUAUUAAUACAGCUUCCAGCAUCUCUCUAGGGAUAAUUUAGUGUAUGGAUUUGAAGUCACAUUUCCAAUCAUGUUAGUAUACACAAAACACAGGAAAGAAAUGGGAAGAGCUAUCGACCAGCAUAUUCAGCAGCAAGGUAAAUAUGGUUUCCACGCCUGAGUUCCAUGGAUUGUGAUUUUGAUUUGUUAGAAAAGUAAAAUAGCCAGUUAUGGUAUCAUUGCCAGGUCUUUGUAAACAAUGAUACUGGGAAUCACAUUUCUUAUACACCAUUUAGUUGAAAAGAACAUGCACUUUUUGUGGAUGAAUGUGGUGUGAAUUUUACUCUAUACUACUGCUAAAUUACAGCAGAGUGAAAUCACAAUAACCUGUUGUCCCACAUUGAGUUUGUAGGAAAGUGCUAGUCUUAAUUCUGUUAUGGUUAGAGCUCAUAAUCAUUUUGUCGUAAAUUAUGUGCAUUUUCUAUC
This is a messenger RNA of Mangifera indica (mango), 3067 nucleotides long. RefSeq lists its product as uncharacterized. Bases 82 to 2643 code for a protein of 853 amino acids. The transcript has 10 exons. Lineage: Eukaryota; Viridiplantae; Streptophyta; Magnoliopsida; Sapindales; Anacardiaceae. The record is from RefSeq and is a predicted model, not a curated record.